GAUAGAUAGACAGAGAGACAGACAGACAGACAGACAGAUAGAUAGAUAGAUAGAUAGAUAGAUAGAUAGAUAGAUUGAUAGAUUGAUGGAAGGAAAUGAUUGUAUGCAAAUGAAUUGAACAUCCUGUAAUCCCGUGAAUCCCGGCGGAGGAUUAGAGUCACUCGUUCACUUUCAUCCCUGCUGUGUUUUACUGUGAGAUGAAGAAUCUUGACCAUAAACUGUCAUAAUCCCAGCAAACGGCACAAAUCACUCGUGAGUGAAGAAUGACCGUCUCACGCUCUACACUGCAUCCUGAAAUCAUCUUCAGCUAUACCUGCACGGAUACAUGAUCUGAGGGGUUCGGGUGAACAGAGGCGGCCCACCUGAAGGAAUGGGGAGGACGAGUUACGCGAAUCUCCCCAAGACCGGAUCCAUACCCGAAAGUCUGCCCCUGUACAAUAGCGUUUCCCUCCCGGCUGCAAACACACAGCGUCUGCUGCACAGACACAUGAACACGCUCCCCACCUGCGGCUGCUCCUCCGAUGACAGACGCCGCACUCAAGUCCAGUCCAUCUCCACGAGCCACAACAUCACCUACGACUGCACCUGCCACGAGGAGCUCAAAAUCAGCAACUGCACCAGCAGCAAUUUUACUCACGUGCCCGCCGCUCUCCCACCCUUCACCGAACAGCUGGACCUGUCCCUCAACCACCUCAGCGCCAUCCGUCCCCGAGCCUUCCACAGCACACGAAGACUUCGCAUCCUGCUCCUCAAUGACAACGUGAUCGCUGCUCUGGCCAACGGGGCGUUCUCUCUUCUGGAAGGACUCUUGAGGUUGGACCUGAGCCGAAACCGAAUCUCAUUCCUGGGCGAAGGAUUUUCCCAGGGUCUCAGUUCCCUUCGAGAUCUGUCACUGGCGGAGAACCGAUUGACCAGCUUGGACAGCAGCUGUUUCGUCCACUUUGACUCCCUCCAAAGACUAAACCUCAGCCAUAAUGCAAUCGAGACCAUCAAGAUGAGGGCGUUUGGGUCCAUGAGUACCCUACGCCAGCUACAACUCAACUCCAACAAUUUAACGGUUCUCAAUAACGGCAUCUUCUCCAUGCUACGAAACCUUGAAGUCUUGAAUUUACAUCACAAUCAGAUACACUACUUGGACGUCGGCGUGCUUUCUCCAUUGACCAGCCUCGCGUUACUGGACCUCACCAACAACAACCUCUCCACGAUUCAGUUCAAGACCUUCCUGAGUCUCAACACGUACAGCACUCACAUAAUGCUCCAAGGAAACCCGUGGAAUUGCGACUGCGAUCUGCAGCGAGUCUUUCAGAAGCUCUGUAACGUCAAGCGGCUCUUCCUGGACGACUACGACAACCUCACUUGCGUGAAUUUGGACGAAAGUCAAAGGAACUACACGAUGAAAGAGGAGUUCUGCGUGGCAGAGAUGGUUACCGUCCUGGUCAUCACCAUCACGGUGGUCAUCACUGUUGUGGCUGCCAUAGUCAUGGCGGAGAAGAAAAGGAAAAAAAAGAACAAAGAAAAGCAUUGGACGGAAGUGGGCGAGUUGUCGUGCGCAUCGCAAGACUGAACCAGAUAAUGCGGAUAAUGCAAGGAAGGAACAUUAAUCUUGCAUUGUAUGGUAUUAUGCUUUAUUUUGUUCAAUACAGGGUGUCUGCAAAUUUUGUAAAUUUUUAAGACCAAGUUAUAAAAAUGUAAAGGAAUAUUUCACCCAAAAA
Messenger RNA from Puntigrus tetrazona (Sumatra barb), 1712 nucleotides. Its product is annotated as SLIT and NTRK-like protein 5. The transcript has 4 exons. Bases 371 to 1564 code for a protein of 397 amino acids. Gene Ontology annotation, molecular function: protein binding. The record is from RefSeq and is a predicted model, not a curated record. Lineage: Eukaryota; Metazoa; Chordata; Actinopteri; Cypriniformes; Cyprinidae.